Molecule: messenger RNA, 3199 nt
Organism: Lontra canadensis (Northern American river otter)
Lineage: Eukaryota; Metazoa; Chordata; Mammalia; Carnivora; Mustelidae
Gene: GRK3
Product: G protein-coupled receptor kinase 3
Exons: 22
Coding region: 266-2206 (646 amino acids)
Biological process (GO): G protein-coupled receptor signaling pathway; regulation of signal transduction; protein phosphorylation
Molecular function (GO): G protein-coupled receptor kinase activity; G protein-coupled receptor binding; ATP binding
Source: RefSeq, a predicted model, not a curated record
CGGACCUCGAGGCCGUGCUGGCCGAUGUCAGCUACCUGAUGGCGAUGGAGAAGAGCAAGGCGACCCCGGCCGCCCGCGCCAGCAAGAAGAUCGUGCUGCCGGAGCCCAGUGUCAGUAUAAAGCUAAAUACAUCCAUGGUAUCCGAAAGGGAGAGCCCCAGACAGCACAGAUCAAAACAGAACAUCUUACCCAUCACCACUGGCAGUGAAAAUAUGCUACUAACUUCAUCCCUGAGAACUGACAAUCAAAAAGUAUCCGGAGUGUGAUGCAGAAGUAUCUUCAGGAGAGAAAUGAAAUCACCUUUGACAAGAUUUUUAAUCAGAAGAUUGGUUUCUUGCUAUUUAAAGAUUUUUGUUUGAAUGAAAUUAAUGAAGCUGUACCUCAGGUGAAGUUUUAUGAAGAGAUAAAAGAAUAUGAGAAGCUCGAAAAUGAGGAAGACCGCCUUUGCAGAAGCCGGCAAAUUUAUGACACCUACAUCAUGAAGGAGCUCUUGUCUUGCUCACACCCGUUCUCAAAGCAAGCCGUAGAGCAUGUUCAAAGUCACCUAUCCAAGAAACAAGUGACAUCAACUCUUUUCCAGCCCUACAUAGAAGAAAUUUGUGAAAGUCUUCGAGGCAACAUUUUCCAAAAAUUUAUGGAAAGUGACAAGUUCACUCGAUUCUGUCAGUGGAAAAACGUAGAAUUAAAUAUCCAUUUGACCAUGAAUGAUUUCAGCGUGCACAGGAUCAUUGGACGAGGAGGAUUUGGUGAAGUGUAUGGUUGCAGGAAAGCAGACACUGGAAAAAUGUAUGCAAUGAAAUGCUUGGAUAAGAAGAGGAUCAAGAUGAAACAAGGAGAAACAUUAGCCUUAAAUGAGAGGAUUAUGUUGUCUCUUGUGAGCACAGGGGAUUGUCCUUUCAUUGUCUGUAUGACCUAUGCCUUCCAUACUCCAGAUAAGCUCUGCUUCAUCUUGGAUCUGAUGAACGGAGGCGAUUUGCACUAUCACCUUUCACAACAUGGGGUGUUUUCGGAGAAGGAGAUGCGGUUUUAUGCCACGGAAAUCAUCCUGGGGCUGGAGCACAUGCACAGUCGGUUUGUGGUUUACAGAGAUCUGAAGCCUGCAAAUAUUCUCUUGGACGAACAUGGACAUGUCAGGAUAUCUGAUCUCGGUCUCGCCUGUGACUUUUCCAAAAAGAAGCCCCAUGCGAGUGUGGGCACCCAUGGGUACAUGGCUCCUGAGGUCCUGCAGAAGGGGACAGCGUAUGACAGCAGUGCCGACUGGUUCUCCCUGGGCUGUAUGCUUUUCAAGCUCCUGCGAGGGCACAGCCCUUUCAGACAACACAAAACCAAAGACAAGCACGAGAUAGACCGAAUGACCCUCACCGUGAAUGUGGAGCUCCCAGAGGCCUUCUCCCCGGAACUGCGGUCCCUUCUAGAAGGCCUGCUCCAGAGAGACGCCAGUAAGCGGCUCGGCUGCCACGGAGGCGGGGCACAGGAAGUGAAGGAGCACAUCUUUUUCAAAGGCAUCGACUGGCAGCAAGUCUACUUACAAAAGUACCCUCCACCUUUGAUUCCCCCCCGGGGAGAAGUCAAUGCUGCCGACGCCUUUGACAUUGGCUCCUUUGAUGAAGAGGAUACCAAAGGCAUCAAGCUUCUUGAUUGCGACCAAGAUCUCUACAAGAACUUCCCCUUGGUGAUCUCCGAGCGCUGGCAGCAGGAAGUAGCAGAAACAGUUUAUGAAGCAGUAAAUGCAGACACGGAUAAAAUCGAGGCCAGAAAGAGAGCUAAAAAUAAGCAACUUGGACACGAAGAAGAUUACGCUCUAGGAAGGGACUGUAUCAUGCACGGGUACAUGCUGAAGCUGGGGAACCCGUUCCUGACUCAGUGGCAGCGUCGCUAUUUUUACCUCUUUCCCAACAGACUUGAGUGGAGAGGAGAGGGCGAGUCCCGGCAAAGUUUACUGACAAUGGAACAGAUUCUGUCUGUGGAAGAAACUCAGAUUAAAGACAAAAAGUGCAUUUUAUUGAGGAUAAAAGGAGGAAAGCAAUUUGUCUUGCAAUGUGAGAGCGACCCCGAGUUUGUGCAGUGGAAGAAGGAGCUGACGGAAACCUUCACGGAGGCUCAGCGGCUGCUGCGCCGUGCCCCCAAGUUCCUCAACAAGUCCCGGCCCAGCGUGGUGGAGCUCUCCAAGCCGCCUCUCUGCCACAGGAACAGCAAUGGACUCUGACGCCCUGGACGGGAGGGCCCCGGGGAGACGGGGCCGCGAGGAAGCCCGCACUGGGGGCUUUCAGCCCUUGACGGGGAGCCUUUUGGAGAAGUCCGGGGGUCAGAGGUUCGGUCCGCUUGUCCCUGGGGCCCUUCCACAGCUGGCAGGACCCAGGUCGCCGAGGUGCUCCUUGUAGGAGCUGUGCCCAUGGUUGGGCCCGGCCGGCCUCCCAUCCCUCCUGAGUGCCUCCUGCACAUGACUCUGUCCACGCUCGAAACUACUGAAGAGACAAACAGAAGUUCUUUUCCUUUCUUGCACACCUGUUUGGGUAGACGUGAACCUCGAACUUAAAAUGUCUGUAUGUCUGAUAGCAAACAUAUCUUAGACUUGCCAAGACGGAGGGCAGCCCCCUAUGGCAGGUGCCAGGUGACCCGAGGGCCGCCCUGUGUCUCUGCUGGGCUCCUCCGUGUCCGCUCGCGCUCCUGGGCCCUGGGAGGUCAGCGCGCAUUUCCUCCGUGCGCUUCAGCACCAACCAACGUCCUGAUGCCCCACGUGGCGAGCUGAGGAUAGUUUCUGAGAAGGUUGCUCUCCGGCCCCUGCCCUGCUGCGGCCCCACCCAGGUCCCCGCCUGGGUCCCACAGGGAACAGAGGGAGCGUGCCCUCAGAGGACUUGGGGGUCGCUCAUCGCUGACAGCGUUCAACAGUGGAUGCUUGGAAGGCUUCACAGGGAUCCUGAAGGACAGGCGGGGGUGUUAAACUUUCAGGGCAACAGUGAUUUUCAGACAAAUCGCACUUUCACGUGUCUGGGCGUACACGGACGCUUGGGGCUGAGUCUGUGUGGGGCUCCGACAAUAAGCAGUUACAGGACACGGUCAUCCUCGUUCCUGCCCCCAGGACACAUACCUGCAACCAGCAUGUGAAGGAAGGAAAGAAUUGCUCUGUCUUACGUUGUAGUAUAAUUUAAAAUGAAUUCUAUUGACAAAAGAAUGCUGAAGAAUGAAUGUGCUGAAAUGA